Cynocephalus volans (Philippine flying lemur) is the source of this 1824-nucleotide messenger RNA. It is a transcript of the gene MFAP4, whose product is annotated as microfibril associated protein 4. Lineage: Eukaryota; Metazoa; Chordata; Mammalia; Dermoptera; Cynocephalidae. The transcript is spliced from 6 exons. The record is from RefSeq and is a predicted model, not a curated record. Gene Ontology annotation, biological process: elastic fiber assembly. Bases 51 to 821 code for a protein of 256 amino acids.
CUGCAGUCUGGGGCUGCAGACACCCAGCCGCUCUGAGCUGAACUGACAGCAUGAAGGCCCUCCUGGCCCUGCCGCCACUGCUGCUGCUUCUCUCCACACCCCCCUGCGCCCCCCAGGUCUCCGGGAUCCGGGGAGAUGCUCUGGAGAGGCCUUGCCUUCAGCAACCCCUGGAUUGUGAUGACAUCUACGCCCAGGGUUACCAGGUGGAUGGCGUGUACCUCAUCUACCCGUCGGGCCCCAGCGUGCCCGUGCCAGUCUUCUGUGACAUGACCACUGAGGGCGGAAAGUGGACGGUUUUCCAGAAGAGAUUCAAUGGCUCAGUGAGUUUCUUCCGGGGCUGGAAAGACUACAAGCUGGGCUUUGGCCGUGCUGACGGGGAGUACUGGCUGGGGCUGCAGAACGUGCACCUCUUGACGCUGAAGCAGAAGUAUGAGCUGCGGGUGGACUUGGAGGACUUUGAGAACAACACGGCCUACGCCAAGUACGUUGAAUUCUCCAUCUCCCCCAACGCAGUCAGCGCUGAGGAGGACGGCUACACCCUCUACGUGGCAGGCUUUGAGGACGGCGGGGCAGGCGACUCCCUGUCCUACCACAGCGGCCAGAAGUUCUCCACCUUUGACCGGGACCAAGACCUCUUUGUGCAGAACUGCGCAGCCCUCUCCUCAGGAGCCUUCUGGUUCCGCAGUUGCCACUUCGCCAACCUCAACGGCUUCUACCUGGGCGGCUCCCACCUGUCCUAUGCCAACGGCAUCAACUGGGCCCAGUGGAAGGGCUUCUACUAUUCCCUCAAGCGCACUGAGAUGAAAAUCCGCCGGGCCUGAGGGGCUGGCCCCGUCAUGCCCCAUGGCUCCCCUGGCUGCUCGGGCUCCACGAGUGCUCCCUCUGCCGCCCCUGCCCCCCAGGGCCCCUGAGCACCCACUUCUCACAGGGGACCAUGUGGCUCUCAGCCAUGGCUGAUCCCGGCUGCGCACCCAGGGCGUCCACCUCUAAGCCAAGCCCUGCUCCCCUCUACCUGAGGCUGUGCCACAGCAGCUCCCAAGCCUUUUCUCUGAGGCACAGCUGUCCCAGGCCGGACUUGGCUGGGCUCCACGAGACUGACUGCCUCCGCCCUGUCCCAACAGCUGAGAGCCAGCAGCCGCCCUCCCAGCUGCAGGCUUUUGUGUCCACCUCAACCAGCUCCCUUACUGUGGACCCCUCAGUCUGGGGCCACCCUCGCAUGCUAGACUGAGCGGUGCACACAACAUAUGCCAGGCCACUCUUGAGUGGCCACUGCUGCCACCAAACUCCCGCACUCCCUUUGGCUGUUCUCAGUAUUUCUCAUCCUUGGCCUCCCUCCCACCAACUUACUCCCCAGUGCUGAGCACCGUGGACCCCAGCCCCACCUCACUAUCAUACUCAGCUUCCCCCACCUGCCUGUCCCAGCCCCUCAAAGCCCAAUGCCAAACGGUAUUCACCACAGCUACUGCAUGCCACCCUGCAACAGCCACAGCCAAGGUAGGCACAGAUACAAGGUCUCCUCCCCACCCAGGGGUUGAGGUUUGGCCAUGUGAGGGGACAGAGAACAAUCUCUGUGGGGCUCGGGGUGGGGGGGGUGGAUGUCUCAAUAAACCUUCAGGACCUGAACAAACUGGCUUGGUACACACAAAAGUAUUUGCUUGGCACCCAAAUGUGGGUACCUGGCUCCUCCUUGUUCCCCUGCUGAUGCUGUCCUGCCCCCAACUUCAAAAAUGACACCUGGGGUCAGGCACUAAAGGGAACCUUGUAUUUCACAGGCCUUCUUUUGAUGGCAAAAAGACUGUAUAAUAAUAUUAUAAUAGUAAUAAU